This is a messenger RNA of Racocetra persica, 774 nucleotides long. The record is from the annotation of a GenBank genome assembly. Lineage: Eukaryota; Fungi; Glomeromycota; Glomeromycetes; Diversisporales; Gigasporaceae.
AGAUCUGACAUUUAUAGUUUAGGCGUUCUUCUGUGGGAACUCACAAGCGGAGUUCCACCAUUUCGCGAAUUAAAUUGUUACGAACAGUUAGUAUUUAGAAUUUUUAAAGGUGAAAGAGAACGUGUUAUCUCCAACACACCCACAAAUUAUGUAAACAUUUAUACAAAAUGUUGGUCAACUGAUCCGGAUCGACGUCCAACACUGGAGGAAAUUUUAAUCUGUCUUGAAGAAUGCGCAAAAGAAACUAUUGGAUUUAUAGAAAAUAAGAUAGAUGGUAAUGAAAUUAAGAUGUAUAGUGAGCUAGAACAGUUAAAUAUAAAUUCCAGUGAAGAAGAAAUCAAAGAACGCUCUGAUGAGCAAAAUGUUUCUACCAUAAUUAAACAGCAAACAAAUAUAAAUUCCAGAAAGAAGGUCUCUAAUCAAAUUCGAGAAAAAAUCAAAGAAUGUCCCGAUGAGCAAAAUUUUCCUAGUAUAAUUAAACAGCAAACCUUUGGGCAAAUUCAAAAAACCAGCAAAGAAUAUCUUAACAUAACUCAAGAUGAUAAUAUUGGUCCGAAAAAAAACAACAAAAAAAGUGAAAAACUUUCUCAAACUAAUUUAGAUGACUAUAAUAAUGUAGAAGAACCAAAAAUGGAUCAAAAUCUGAUCACAAAUGAGAUUAUUCUUGAAGAACCAAAAAGGGAUCAAAAUCUGAUCACAAAUGAGAUUAUUCUUGAAGAACCAAAAAGGGAUCAAAAUCUGAUCACAAAUAAGAUUAUUCUUAAAGAAAAUAUA